AUGCAAACGACACAGAGCAAUGCAUUGGGAUUUCAACCUCAGAAAGACAUCGUAUACAACAAACUUCUCCCAUAUGCUGAUAGAUUAGAUGAAGAGUCCAAUGAUGUUUUGAGCAAAAUUAAAGGUAAUUUGGCUCGAGCCGUACAGCUUAGAGAAAUAUGGCCCGGUGUAUUGUUCUGGACAAGGAAACUUUCCACGUACAUGCGAUUGUAUGGCCGGAAAUUCAGCAAAGAAGAUCAUGUACUCUUCAUCAAGUUGCUCUAUGAGAUUGUGACCAUCCCCAAACUGGAGAUUAGUAUGAUGCAAGGCUUUUCUCGCCUUCUCAUCAACCUCCUGAAGAAAAAAGAGCUUCUAUCAAGGGAGGACCUUGAAUUGCCAUGGAGACCCCUCUACGAGCUACAUGACAGGAUUCUGUAUUCCAAAACUGAACAUCUGGGUCUCAACUGGUUUCCUAAUUCUCCUCGACCUCGUACAUCCUCUAAAAACGUAAUGCUAAAAUUGGUUCGGAGGUGCUCUGUGGAAAAUGUGAUCAGAGCACUGGUGAAAAACUGCAGACCGUAUUUUUCUGACUCAGCCACUCAGGAGAUGUUGUGUGAGUGGAGACCUCUUCUAUGUCCAUUUGAUGUCACAAUGCAGAGAGCAAUCAGUUACUUUGAGCUAUUUUUGCCAACAACUCUCCCCCCAGAGCUGCAUGACAAGGGUUUCAAGUUGUGGUUUGAGGAGAUGCUGAGCUUAUGGCUGUCUGUUCAGAAUCUUCCAAGCUGGGAAGUGCAUCUGGUUAGUCUCUUUGCUCGUCUGGCUAAUGACAGCAUUGGCUACAUUGACUGGACUCCCUAUAUUUCCAAGAUUUUUACUAGAAUUUUGAGAAGUUUGAAUCUUCCAGUUGGAACCAGUCAGAUGAUGGUACCACGAUACAUCACCAAUGCAUACGACAUAAAUCAUGCUGUGUUGUGGGUUUCUGCCUUAUUGGGUGGACCCAACAAAGAGGCGCAAGGUCAGCUCAAUGGCCUUUUCAAAAGUAUCACAUCUUUCUUUCAUCCUUCAAACCAUGGUCGGUGGUUGAUGAAGCUGAUGAAACUGCUACAUAGACUUCCUGCAAGUGUUGUUCGCAGGCUGCACAGGGAGCGUUUCAGAAAGCCCACUUGGCUCACACCGAUACCCGACAGCCACAAACUCACAGAGCAGGAUAUCACAGAGUUUGUCAAUAGUAUGAUGGAGCCUGUUUUACUUGCUAUGUUCAGCAAAACGGGCAGUCUUGAUGCUGCAAAAGCAUUGCAAAACCUUGCUCUGAUGCGACCCGAGUUGGUCAUUCCACCGGUGCUGGAAAAGACGUACCCCGCUCUGGAGACUCUGACGGAGCCGCAUCAGCUCACUGCUACCUUGAGUUGCAUGAUUGGAGUGGCUCGCAGCCUGGUUUCAGGGGGUCGCUUCUUUCCCGAGGGGCCAACUCAUAUGCUCCCCCUGCUCAUGCGGGCUCUGCCUGGGGUGGACCCUAAUGAUUUCAGCAAGUGCAUGAUCACGUUUCAAUUUAUUGCUACAUUUGUGACCUUAGUGCCUUUAGUUGACUGCUCCUUUGCCCUUCAUGAAAGAACAGACUUAACAGAGAUUGAACGCGAGAUGUGCUCUGCUUCUGCAGAGUUUGAAGAUUUUGUCCUACAGUUCAUGGACAGAUGUUUUGCCCUAAUAGAUAGCAGCACUCUGGAACAAACCCGAGAAGAAACAGAAACGGAAAAGAUGACUCAUCUUGAAAGUCUAGUGGAACUAGGCCUGUCAUCAACGUUUAGCACAAUCCUGACACAGUGCUCUCUGGACAUUUUCAAGGUGGCUUUGGAGAAGGUGUUCAAUUUUGCGACCACCAACAUCUUUGAAACACGCGUAUCUGGAAGGAUGGUUGCUGACAUGUGCAGAGCUGCGUCUAAAUGUCACCCAGCUGAGGCACUCAAAAUAUUUGUUCCACACUGCUGCAACGCUAUCAACCAAAUUGCAGUUCAUGAGGAAGUCCUCCAGGAGGAAGAGCUCGACAAAGAGUUACUGUGGAAUCUUCAGCUCUUGUCUGAGGUGACCCGAGUAGAUGGAGACAAGGUUUUGCCUUAUCGUUCUGAACUGGUGCAGAUUUUGCAGCUGACCCUCCACCUCAAGUGCAAGCAAGGCUAUACGUUAGCAUGCAACCUGCUACACCACAUUCUCCGCUCCUCUGUUCUCAUCUAUCCCACUGAGUAUUGUAGUGUGCCUGGAGGCUUUCACCAACCCAUCAGUGACUAUCUGCCUAUUAAGGAUUGGGGUCGACCUGGGGAUCUGUGGAACUUGGACAUCCGGUGGCAUGUGCCUAGCGUUGAGGAGACUUCAUUUGCUUUUUACCUUUUGGACCUUAUACUCCAGCCGGAACUUCAGCGCCUUCAGAGAUUUGCCCAGGGGGAACAGGAUUUGAGCAGAGAUGAUGUCCUUCAGAGCCUGACCAUUGUCCAACAUUGCCUCUUAGGAGCAGGAAGUCUCAUGCCACCUUUAAAAGGAGAACCCAUCCCUGACUUGGUUCAGAGCUUGGUGAACCUAAAUGAAACCACAUUUUAUACAGGCAUGGAGUAUGAUCACUCCAGAGAGAACUACAGAGAUGCAAUCUGUCGUGUGAUGAGACAGUUGAUUCAUUACAUUUUGGAGCACACUGAAGAUGACACAAAGUCACUGUUUUCCAUCAUCAAAAUCAUCAGUGAUUUGUUGCACUUCAAAGGUUCACACAAGCAUGAGUUUGAUUCCCGGUGGAAAAGCUUCAACCUGGUCAAAAAAUCAAUGGAAAAUAGACUUCACCUCAGAAAGCAGCACAUAAGGGCACUGCUAAUAGAUCGAGUUAUGCUUCAACAUGAAUUACGAAAGCUGACAGUGGAGGGUUGUCAAUACAGAAGUAUUCACCAAGAUCUGAUGAAAGAUUUGCUAAGACUUUCCACAAGCACCUACAGCCAAGUCCGAAACAGAGCUCAAACUGUUCUCUUCACUGCACUGGGGACCUAUAACUUCUGCUGUCGGGAUCUUAUCCCUCAUGUUUUGCAGUUUCUCAACCCAGACAACAGCACUGUUACUCAGCAGCAGUUCAAAGGUGCUCUGUACUGCCUUCUUGGUAAUCAUAAUGGUGUAUGCCUUGCCAAUCUACAUGACUGGGAUUGUAUUUCUUUGACAUGGCCCGCUAUUGUGCGGUCUGGCCUCAGCUCGGCUAUGUCCCUGGAAAAGCCUUCCAUUGUCCGACUGUUUGAUGACCUAGCAGAUAAAAUCCAUCGCCAAUAUGAGACAAUUGGCAUUGACUUUGCUAUUCCCUCUGAGUGUUGUGCUGUGGCCAAGCAGCUUAUGGUUGCGGCCGCCCCAGUCCCGUCUGAGCCUGUCCCAACUGCCAACAAUGUAGCAGAAGCUUUGCAGAAACAAGAAUACAAGAACACUGAGUCUGUGCAGAAAUACGAUCAACUCAUUGUUGAUCUGCUGGACAACUUAAGCAAUAGAAACUUGCCUUGGAAAUUUGAACACAUUGCAAUUGGGUUUUUGUCAUUGCUGUUGAGAGAUGACAAUCAACUCCCACCAGCUGCCAUCACUUUCUUUGUGAAAAGUCUCAAUCAUGACUCGCUCUAUGUUCGCAAGGUGGCUAUAUCAGCUGUUGCAGGAAUCAUGAAGCAAAUUAAGAGACCACAUAAGAAAAUCUCCAUCAGUUCAUCCAAGUUUUGUGAAAUCAAGGACUCUGAUAGUAUUGUAGCAGGAGACCGGCCUGAUAACAAGUGGCUUCAGUACGACAGCAGCAGUUUGCCGCGCACACAGGAGGCCUGGGACAAGUGUGUGUUUAUGGAAAAGACACACUGGGGAUACUAUUGUUGGCCAAAGAAUCUGACAAUAUAUGCACCAUCUGAAGAGCAGCCCAAACAAGACCUUUCUAGAGAGGAAAUGACUGAGCGAGAACAGAUAAUAUAUGAGCAUUUCACAGACGCAGCCUUCAUCAAUCAGUUUAUAGAAUUUCUAUCUCUGGAAGACCGGAAGGGCAAGGACACAUUCAGCCCUCGCAGAUUUUGUUUGUUCAAAGGUUUAUUCCGCAACUUUCAUGAUGCCUUUCUGCCGCUAUUGCAGCCACACAUGGAGCGUCUUGUUGCAGACUCUCAUGAGAGCAAACAGCGCUGUGUGGCAGAGAUCAUCUCUGGUUUGAUCAGAGGCUGUAAACACUGGAGUUAUCCAAAGGUUGAGAAACUGUGGACAAUGUUGUGUCCUAUACUACGUACUGCUCUGUCAAACAUCACCAUAGAAACCUAUGCAGAUUGGGGCACUUGCAUUGCAACAGCUUGCGAGAGCAGAGACCCACGAAAGUUAUACUGGCUGUUUGAGAUGCUCAUGGAAUCUCCUGUAAAUGGAGAAGGCGGGUCCUUUGUGGAUGCCUGUCGCCUGUAUGUGCUGCAAGGAGGACUUGCUCAGCAGGAGUGGCGCGUUCCCGAACUCCUUCACAGGUUGCUCCAAUAUCUAGAGCCGAAACUGACACAAGUCUACAAAAAUGUGCGGGAAAGAAUUGGCAGUGUUCUCACUUACAUCUUCAUGAUUGAUGUGAAUCUGCCUUUCACCAAACCUACCAUGUCCCCUCGCAUUUGUGAUUUUACUGAGAGGGUUUUGUUGCGGCUGAAGCCACUGACUGAAAACGAUGAAGAAAUACAAAAUCACGUGAUUGAAGAGAAUGAGGUUGAGGAGCAAGAUGAAAGGACACAAGCCAUAAAACUACUUAAAACAGUGCUGAAAUGGCUAAAGGCAAGUGCUGGGCGGUCAUUCUCUACUGCUGUUUCAGAACAGCUACAAUUUCUUCCUUUGCUCUUCAAGAUUGCUCCAGUUGAGAAUGAUGAUAGCUAUGAUGAGCUAAAACGUGAUGCAAAAACAUGCUUGUCUCUGAUGUCCCAAGGGCUGCUGUACGCAGAGCAGAUCCCCAUGGUUCUAAGUGUGUUGAGGGAGAUUGCUGGCAGCAAUUCCUGGCAUGCUCGAUACACUGUACUGACAUAUCUUCAAAUUAUGGUUUUCUACAAUCUGUUCACGGUCAUGAAUGACGAGGAGAUUGUGAACAAUAUCCGAGCCCUGGUGAUUAAGCUUCUGGAGGAUGAACAACUGGAGGUUAGAGAAAUGGCUGCAACAACACUCAGUGGCUUUCUACAGUGCAAUUUUCUUUCUAUGGAUUGCCCAAUGCAAGCUCAUUUUGAAGCUCUCUGUAAAACACGAUUGCCUAAAAAGAGGAAACGGGAACUUGGUGCUUUGGUGGACCCAAUCCCUUCAGCUGACCUGGUACGGCGCCAUGCUGGUGUCCUUGGGCUGAGUGCAUGUAUACUCUCCAGCCCAUAUGAUGUCCCCACCUGGAUGCCUCAGCUGUUAAUGGACUUGAGUGCUCACUUGAAUGAUACCCAACCCAUAGAGAUGACUGUAAAGAAAACCCUGUCAAACUUCAGACGAACACAUCACGACAACUGGCAGCAGCAUAAGCAGCAGUUCACAGAUGAUCAGCUUCUUGUUCUGACUGAUCUGCUUGUGUCUCCUUGUUAUUAUGCCUAA
Knipowitschia caucasica is the source of this 5544-nucleotide messenger RNA. NCBI's taxonomy places the organism in Eukaryota, Metazoa, Chordata, Actinopteri, Gobiiformes, Gobiidae. The record is from the annotation of a GenBank genome assembly.